CAGGGAAGGCGUAACUCCUUUGCGCGGCCCGCCAGUGGAGAGGAUACAUUGUGCGCAAAAUGGUGGGGCCCAUCAGGUGCCGUCGAUGGCCGAGCUGCAGAGACCUGCCUGUUUAGAGGCCAUGUCAUAGGGAGCGAAACCCUCAUCCACAAAUCAACCGUAAUGGAACCUAUUAGCCUCGAUGGAGUGACGGGAGUAAGAGGAAUCCAGAAUCAGCAUGCGUCCACAUGA
Pyricularia grisea is the source of this 231-nucleotide messenger RNA. RefSeq lists its product as uncharacterized. The annotation marks the transcript as partial. The transcript has 2 exons. NCBI's taxonomy places the organism in Eukaryota, Fungi, Ascomycota, Sordariomycetes, Magnaporthales, Pyriculariaceae. The record is from RefSeq and is a predicted model, not a curated record.